CUAAUCAAUCAAUUUGAUUGCCGUCCAUAUUUUAAUUUUCUAUUCAACAAAUACUCGAUUCAUGAUGAUGAUGAUCGAAUAUCUCGUGAAGGAUUAAUUCAUUUUUUGAUUGAAGAACAACAUGAAUCGCCGGAUGAAUUGGAAUUGGAUGAAUUAAUGGAAAAAUUUGGUGAAAAAAUUCAAGAACAACAAUUUAUUACACGUCGUGGUUUUUAUUACCUGAUGGAAUCACCAAAAUGGUGUGAAUUAUUUGAUUAUGAUCAAAAAAAAGUUUGCCAAGAUAUGACACGUCCUAUGACCGAUUAUUUUAUUGCAUCAUCACAUAAUACAUAUCUAAGUGGUGAUCAAUUAUUAUCACCAAGUAGUUAUGAAAUGUAUAGACAAAUUUUAUUGACCGGUUGUCGUUGUAUAGAGAUUGAUCUAUGGGAUGAUGUUGGUGAAAAUGGACAGGGAACAACACGUCCUGUUAUCUAUCAUGGUUAUACAUUGACAAAGAAAAUUGAAUUACAAGGUGUUUUGGAAACGAUCAACAGUGUUGCAUUUGAAAAAUCUGAUUAUCCAUUGAUCAUAUCGAUUGAAAAUCGUUGUAAACAACAAGAAAAUCAUCGCCGUAUUGCCCAUUUAAUGCGAACAAUUUUCAAUGAUCGUCUAUAUCUUGAACCAGUUCCAGAUGAUUGUCGCCAGUUUCCAUCACCGGAACAAAUGCGUGGAAAAAUUUUCAUAAAAUGUUCAAAAAAUCGUUCAAUAAAUGAACAUUUUCUUUCCGGAACUGAUUUUGAUGCACGAUUACCAUUAGGAAUUAUGGAUAUCUAUGUCAUGUCAAAUGAUAAUCGCCGUAAUCAUAUGACACAGAUACAACAUCUAAAUUAUUCAAAACGUCAACGUCAUGAACCAAUGGUUAUCAUUAAAAAUGAUGUUGAAGAAGAUGAUGAAAGCUAUCUGCAUAGAUCAUAUAGAUUACCUAUUAUAAGAGUGAGGCAAACUAAAUUUAUGAAUCGAAGAGUCAUUUCAAAUAUCGAUAAUUUCAAUGCUUAUGAUGAUGAUGACGAUGAUGAUGAUGAUAAUGAUGACGAAGUAUGUGGUGCGGAAAGCAUUGCUUUGAAAAGAAGUUCGGAUCAUCAUUGGGAUGAAUCAUUUUCAUCAUGCAUUAAUUAUUUUGAAACCAGAAAAUUUUAUUCGAUAAAGAAAUGUCUUGAAGAAUUUAAAAUUAAUCAUAUGAUAUCACGUGAUGAACGUAAAUCAUUGGAAAUAAAUUUUAAUGAAUAUCGUCAAUUUACUAAAAAUCAUAUGGUACGUGUUUAUCCAAGUGGUUGGCGACAAAAUUCCAGUAAUUAUAAUCCAUUGGAUCAUUGGAAUUGUGGUGCACAGCUAGUUGCAUUGAAUUAUCAACGUUCAACAUUACCAAUGUUUAUGAAUAAUGCAUUAUUUUCAUUGAAUGGUCAAUGUGGUUAUGUAUUGAAACCGAACCAUCUUCGUCAUGAUUAUCCAAAUAAUCUAUCAAACUUACAUCGACCAUUAAUAAAAUUAAGUAUAAAAAUUUUAUGUGGUCAAUUUUGGAAUACAUUUCAUAAUAUGUUUGAAUGUCAAAAAGUACGACUAAAAAUUAUCACACGUGUUUAUUGUGGUGAUAAUCGUACAUAUCGUCAACCAACCGAUACGACUAGUAAUGGUUUCAAUCCAAUAUGGAAUGAAACAUUUGAAUUUCUAAUUGAUCAACCUGAAUUAACAUUCAUACAUUUUACAUUGACAAAUCAUGAUAAUUUUUUUGCUCAUUAUCUAAUAUCAUUCAAAGCAAUGCGUAAAGGAUAUCGUUUUGUUCCACUAUAUGAUAAAAAUUAUCGUUUAAUUAGAUUUACAAAACUAUUUUUACAUAUUGAUUAUUAAUUUAUAG
Dermatophagoides pteronyssinus (European house dust mite) is the source of this 1891-nucleotide messenger RNA. RefSeq names its product 1-phosphatidylinositol 4,5-bisphosphate phosphodiesterase zeta-1-like. Gene Ontology annotation, biological process: release of sequestered calcium ion into cytosol; lipid metabolic process; phosphatidylinositol-mediated signaling. The record is from RefSeq and is a predicted model, not a curated record. Lineage: Eukaryota; Metazoa; Arthropoda; Arachnida; Sarcoptiformes; Pyroglyphidae. Gene Ontology annotation, molecular function: phosphatidylinositol-4,5-bisphosphate phospholipase C activity.